CGGCCCUACAUCACAGUGGGCGCCUACGACACGAACUCCUGCUGGCUCUCGGGCAUGGGCUGGCCAGGGUUCUGGAACGGCCAGCCCCAGAGCAGCCGCAUCAACCUCGGCUGGUGCCAAGACAUGAGCGCGGUGGGCAGCAUGGUCCACGAGAUCGGGCACGCCAUCGGCAUGAACCACGAGCAGAAGCGCGCCGAUGCGGCGCAGGCAUACAAUGGCCACGGGCCUCACUUGAUCAUGCACUGGCAGAACAUCGCCUCGAACUGGGUGAGCCAAUACUUGCCGGACUCUGCGUCUUACAUCGGCUCCUCCAACCAAGGUGCGGACGAUCCCUUCUCGGGCUACGCGCCAUAUGACUACCAGAGCAUCAUGCACUACGGGGCAG
Messenger RNA from Effrenium voratum, 385 nucleotides. NCBI's taxonomy places the organism in Eukaryota, Dinophyceae, Suessiales, Symbiodiniaceae. The record is from the annotation of a GenBank genome assembly.